Molecule: messenger RNA, 1749 nt
Organism: Orbicella faveolata
Lineage: Eukaryota; Metazoa; Cnidaria; Anthozoa; Scleractinia; Merulinidae
Product: roundabout homolog 1-like
Biological process (GO): cell-cell adhesion
Source: RefSeq, a predicted model, not a curated record
UACUGGAAGAUAUGUUUACCACCAGUUUAAAGAUUUGCCAAAAACGUGGAAACUUCAACGUCUGCCCGCGUGGACGGCCGGGACCUCCGGGGAGAGCUGGAACCAAGGGCAACAAAGGAAACGAAGGGAGGAGGGGUAGGAAAGGUUCCCAAGGAAUUAUGGGACCGCCUGGUAAAAGCGGAAAACAAGGGAUUAUGGGACCACCGGGGAUUAGAGGAGAAAAAGGAAUUAAAGGAGAUAUCGGGCCAUCGGGUAUCCCAGGGAUUAAAGGUGAACCUGGAGAAUCUAUUUCUGCACCAAAAGUGACCAUUUCUCCGGCUUCGCAACUGACUGUCAACGAAAGCAACACUGCUGUUUUCUUUUGCUCGGUUUCUGGGAAUCCGGCAGCGAAAGUAACUUGGACCAAGGUGAAUGGGUCGUUACCUAGCGACAGGACCAAAGUGACGUCAGAUGGUCUAAUCGACAUUAAAAAUGUUCGGCCAGAAGAUGCCGGGAAAUACCGAUGCAUGGCACCAAAUCUCUUGGGGAAUAAUGAUCAAGUUAUAAGUCUGAUCGUACAAAGCAAACCGAAGAUAUCUUUAACUCUUGACCCAUCAUACGUUGAAAAGGACAAGAAUAUUACCUUGCCCGAAUGUCACGUGACUAGCUUUCCUCCAGCAGUGAUCACGUGGUCUAAAGUGCACGGUGAACUGAUACAGGCCAGAGCUGUUUCGAAAGACGGACAGCUGUCAAUAAUAAAUGCUCAAAAAAGAGAUUCUGGUUUGUACAAAUGUAAAGCGUCAAAUAUCUUAGGACACGAAUCAGCUGUUACUCAACUCGUUGUAGUAGAACUACCACAGUUUACAGUCACUCCGCCUGCGAGGCUGGAAGUUGGCCAGCAGCAAAAUAUAACAGUCCCUUGCCAGGCUACAGGGGACCCUCAGCCGACAGUCACGUGGGUAAAAGAAAACGGGCCGCUGUCUUUUGGAAGAGCAAAAGUCAGUGCGGAUGGAACACUUCAGAUUUGGAACACAAAACAGGAAGAUUCUGGCACAUAUACUUGCAGGGCCUCGUCAAAUCAAGUGGUUACAAAACAAGCGAUUUCUAUAAUGAAGCUUAUUGUCAAAAGAGUAUGUAAGGCGGUAGGUGUAGCGGAUAGAAACAUAAUACCAGAUGCUAGAAUGACCGCGAGCACAACCCACUCAGUUGAUCUUCCCCACUAUGGUCGUCUGAACGAGAAAAGAAGUAAUGGAGUGUGGUGUACAAAGGCGAAUCAAAUCAAAGGAGACUAUCUUCAAGUUGAUAUGGGUGCAGUCUAUUCUGUAUGUGCAGUGGCAACGCAAGGACCAAGAAAUGAACUCUGGGUCAAAAGCUUCAAAUUAAAGCUUUCUACAGAUGGAGUAACUUGGAAUUUCUACAAGGAAAACAAUGUUGAAAAAGUGUUCCAAAUCACUCGCACUGGUAUUGUACAGCAUUCACUGAGCCAUUCCGACAAAGGAAGAUUCAUACGAGUUUAUCCCAUUACAUACCAAAAUUGGCCAUGCCUGGCAGUCGAAGUAUUUGUGAUAGCGUAGGAUAACGCCUCUUUUGUUUAACAUUGAUCAGUAAAAUGGGAGUAAUAUUGCUGACAGAUCUACAGAUUAAUAAUACUGCAGAAAAACACAUCACGUGACAGAGACCGACCGACCGAAUGAAAUGGACUGACAGACAGACAAAGACAGACCGACAGACCGACAGACCGACAUAGAGACAAACACACAGACUGACAGA